Peromyscus leucopus (white-footed mouse) is the source of this 1972-nucleotide messenger RNA. RefSeq names its product guanosine monophosphate reductase (gene Gmpr). Gene Ontology annotation, biological process: nucleotide metabolic process. The record is from RefSeq and is a predicted model, not a curated record. The coding region runs from base 227 to 1264 and encodes 345 amino acids. NCBI's taxonomy places the organism in Eukaryota, Metazoa, Chordata, Mammalia, Rodentia, Cricetidae. Gene Ontology annotation, cellular component: GMP reductase complex. The transcript has 10 exons. Gene Ontology annotation, molecular function: GMP reductase activity.
GCGCCCCCGGGGCGCUGGGCUAGUGAAACUGUGCCGGGGGCUCGGGGCGCGCCGGCUUAAGAACACGGCGUACUCACCCGGCUUGCGGAGCACCGGGCUUGCCGAGCACCGGUCUGCGCACAGCCAUCCCGGCGCCGCUGUACGCACGCGCCCCGCAGCCCCUGGCUGACGCUGGCCUUCGCACCGCCUCCGCCGCCGCAGGAAGCCACCGCGCAGCGCCGGCACCAUGCCCCGCAUAGAUGCGGACCUUAAACUCGACUUCAAGGAUGUUCUGCUGCGACCUAAGCGGAGCAGCCUCAAGAGCCGAGCCGAGGUGGAUCUUGAGCGAACUUUUACAUUUCGAAACUCAAAGCAGACCUACUCAGGGAUCCCCAUCAUUGUGGCCAACAUGGACACCGUGGGGACAUUUGAGAUGGCUGCAGUAAUGUCAAAGCAUGCCAUGUUUACAGCCGUUCACAAGCAUUACUCCUUGGAAGACUGGAAAUGUUUUGCGGAAAACCACCCUGAGUGCCUGCAGCAUGUAGCCGUGAGUUCGGGCAGCGGGCAGAAUGAUCUAGAGAAGAUGAGCCGCAUCUUGGAAGCUGUGCCACAGUUGAAGUUCAUCUGCCUGGAUGUGGCCAAUGGGUAUUCGGAACAUUUUGUGGAAUUCGUGAAACUGGUCCGAUCCAAAUUUCCUGAACAUACCAUCAUGGCAGGAAACGUGGUAACAGGCGAGAUGGUGGAAGAGCUCAUCCUUUCUGGAGCAGAUAUCAUCAAAGUGGGAGUUGGACCGGGUUCUGUGUGCACCACCCGAACCAAGACAGGAGUGGGCUACCCCCAGCUGAGUGCCGUAAUCGAGUGUGCCGACUCUGCCCAUGGCCUCAAGGGGCACAUCAUCUCUGAUGGAGGCUGUACAUGUCCAGGAGAUGUCGCCAAAGCCUUUGGAGCCGGUGCAGACUUUGUCAUGCUGGGAGGCAUGUUUUCAGGCCACACCGAGUGUGCAGGAGAGGUGAUCGAGAGGAACGGGCAGAAGCUGAAACUCUUCUAUGGCAUGAGCUCGGACACGGCCAUGAAGAAACACGCGGGAGGAGUCGCUGAGUACAGGGCCUCUGAGGGCAAAACUGUGGAAGUGCCUUACAAAGGGGACGUAGAGAACACAAUCCGGGACAUCCUUGGAGGACUGAGGUCUACCUGUACCUACGUAGGGGCUGCCAAGCUCAAGGAGCUCAGCAGGAGGGCCACGUUCAUCCGGGUGACCCAGCAGCACAACACAGUGUUUGGCUAACUGCGGAGCCUCGGAGGUGUUGAGCUGAGUAGAGGCCACCUCUGGCCACGCUUCCCCCAUCCCUUUGUCUGUCAUAGCAGGCUGGCUGCUCUGCAUGGUGGGACACUGCCACCACUGACGCUGACAUUGAGUCCUUGUCCUGAUCUUGCACCCAGAGGCCUUGGGCCUUGCCCUGGUGUGCCCGUGUGGAGCCCAGAAGCAGGGUGCUCCUGGGGCCCUGGGUCAGCACCUAGAACUCAUUGUCUCCUUGUUUCAACCACGCCUUGCACCCUUGCCUUCCUCUAAAGGACGAUGGUUUCACUUUUAAUAGAAUGCUGUGAUCUUGAUUGAGUGCUGGAGUUUGCAUGUUCAGGAGCAUAGUUGUAUCAAGUCACGCUGUGAGUCGGGAAAGUCUUCCCAGCCAGGAACAGGAAGUGCUGAAAUGUCAGACAUCAUCCAAAGAAAAGAAGUUGCAAUGGCUUGAGAAGGGAACUUAGAGAAGUACUUCCGGCCUAGGAAUGGACAGUAUCCUCAAACAGUGGAAUACAGUUUCCCAUCCUUCACACAAGAGCCGCAUGUAACAAAACAGAACAGUAAGCAUAGCUAUAGUAUAGUUGAAGAGCCUCUGACGUCGUAAUUCUUCCAGGCCAUAACCAUACAAAUUGGAUCAUCAAGACAACAAAUUUCUAUAUACAAGAAAAAUAAAACCCCAGAACAUGUAACUGUCAA